Molecule: messenger RNA, 4334 nt
Organism: Fomitopsis serialis
Lineage: Eukaryota; Fungi; Basidiomycota; Agaricomycetes; Polyporales; Fomitopsidaceae
Exons: 12
Coding region: 7-4110 (1367 amino acids)
Source: RefSeq, a predicted model, not a curated record
CAUGCUAUGCGCUUGCUGCUUGUAUUGCUUUGCUUUGCUUCACUGUUCGCUCUUAUGUCCUCUCUGUCGACACGGUGCCUAGGAUGCAAUGAAGGUUUCGACGACUCUCGCGCACUGAAGGGCCAUCAGCGUCGCUGCAAGAAAAACGCAACAUUCACUGCAAGUUCGCUUCAAAAGCGCAAGUUGGACGAUGGAGUGGCUGGACCCGGAAAAGCAAAGGUCGCAAGGGUUGAUGAUGAGGCAGUUAGUCGGAGAGAGAAGGAGCACAUCCGAGAGGAGGCAAAUGAGAUUCAUGAGAUGUCAGCUAUGGAGAAUAAUCUAGGACAGCACCCAGAAAUAGUACAGCAUCCCGCUCCCAUUGAAUCCCGAAGUCGUGCUGGACGACAGCGAAAGGCGCCACAACGUCUGAAAGACUUCCUGCCCACGACGUCUAUCGGUAUCCCAGCCCAUAUACCGACUCCCCUAGUCUUUGAAGACGAUCCGGUCCCUCCGCCGGGCUCUCCUCAGGCUGUGUGUGAUACACAAUCUGGCGCGGACUCCGCUGCUGCCUCAGGCAGCCACCAGGAUGUUAUUCCUGUGACUGACCGUCCUGCGUUCUUCCAAACUGAACCAGAUGAAUUCGGAGUCUUUCGCUGCUAUACUACUCGUCCCCAUGCCCAGCCACAGGAGGCGCACACCCUUUCCGACCUCUCUGACGCCUCUACUCUCCGUCCUCCACUUGCAACUACUACCGAAUCACCAGCCGUGAGCGGAUUCGGUCCAAGUGUUGUGCAGACACUUCAGGAUGGCAUCGAGAAAGCCAAGGAGUGGUUUUUCCCAUUCCUCAAUGUGACCGUCUUCCGGCUCAUGGCAUGGGCCAACACGGGCUCGAACCUUAAGUCUGAUGCCGAGGUGCAACGCCUUGUUGACGAGGUCCUCCUCGCUGAGGACUUCGACCGUGAGGACCUGCGCCGCUUCCGCGUUACGAAGGAACUCGAGCGCCUUGACAGCCUUGACAAGCCGGGCAAUGUCUUCGCAAGCACAGAUGGAUGGCAUGAAGUGUCAGUCAAGAUCAGUGUUCCGAAGGAACGCACGAAGUUCGCAUCAGAGGCAGAUGCCCCUAUGUUCGAGGUCCCUGAAGUAUACGUCCGAAAACUCACGGAGCUUGUCCGCUCGGCAGCAGAGGCAGUCGACGCAGACCGUUUCAACUGGCUACCUUUCCGGCAGUACUGGCGACGUCGCAAGUACGAGGCUCCUGGAUCCAACUCUGGGUCCGACAGUUCAGAGACGUCUGAUGCCGGUCACAAUGAACAUCAAUUUGAGAACAUUCGCCUCUUUUCCGAUCUUCCGAAUAGUGACGCGAUGCUGGAGGAGGAUGCACGGAUCCGCGCACUGCCCCGCAACGCUGCAGAUGGACCGGAGGUCGAGUACGUCAUGGCGCCUCUCAUGGUCUGGUCGGACUCUACGCACUUGACGAAUUUCGGCGGUGCACACCUAUGGCCAAUCUACCUCUACUUUGGAUGGCUCUCGAAGUAUGUCCGGGGCUGUCCUACGUCCUUUGCUGCUCACCACCUGGCAUAUUUACCAUCAGACUGGUAUCAAAAGGUAUAUGGCAUAUCUGCGACUGCCGACGUCCUUCGCUUCUGCAAGAAGGAGCUCAUGCAUGUUAUCUGGUGCUAUAUCAUGGAUGACGAGUUCAUGAAGGCGUAUCAUGAGGGUAUGCUUGUGAAGUGUGGGGACGGUAUACUGCGCCGAAUAUUCCCUCGCUUCUUCACCUACUCUGCAGACUAUCCCGAGAAGUACAGUACCAUUUCUCCUGUAAUGGACCCUAUUUCCGUCCUACCUACCCGGAGUGCCUUCUCAACGCGGCUUGCGGAUACCGGGUUCAACUUCUACUCCCUCUUUGUGCCCGACAUCUUGCAUGAAGUCGAGUUAGGAGUGUGGAAAGCGAUCUUCAUCCACCUCCUUAGGAUACUGCAUGCCGAGGGAAAGGACCGCAUUCAGAUAAUGAAUGAACGCUUCCGUCACAUCCCUACCUUUGGACGUAGUACUAUCCGCCGAUUCGCAAAAAAUGUAUCCGGCCUCAAGCAGAUGGCUGGUAGAGACUUCGAGGACAUACUGCAGUGUAUCAUACCUGUUUUCGAAGGCCUCCUCCCACCGCCACAUGACGAGCUUGUACAGACCCUAGUCUUCACGAUCGCCUACUGGCAUGGCCUAGCCAAGCUUAGGUUGCACUCCGAAGAAACAGUCGCGAUCUUCCAUGCAGUAACUCGAGACCUUGGGAAGAUCGUGCGCAAGUUUCUUCGGAAGACUUGUGAAGCAUAUGAUACCCGGGAGCUCCCUCGAGAGGAAGCAGCUCGUGGUCGCCGCACAGCUGCGAUGGUUGCAAAACAAGGAGCAAAGGCCUCACGCAAGCCGCGUAAACAGCAAGCAUCUGCCACCGCAAGCGCCGGCCCUAAGCGCAAGAUGCUGAACCUUCUAACGUACAAGUGGCAUUCUCUCAUCCACUAUGCCUACACAAUACCGUGGUUUGGUACCCUCGAUGGCGUCAAUACACAACAGGGCGAGAUGGAGCAUCGCCGUGUGAAGCGGUUCUACACGCGCACAAAUAAGAACAAGGCAGCACGACAGAUCGCACGACGUCAACGCCGGGAGCAGCAUCUCCAGAGGAUGCUGGCUCUAGAUCGCAAACGACGUGCAGAGCUGGCAGCCGCGAGAGAGGUCACUGAACCUGCACCUCCAAGUCAGCCAGGUCAUCUCAACGUAGAUCGCCCUAGAAAUGGUACAUUACAUGCUCUUGACGAUACAGGCACCCUACGACGGCGAGGAGCAGCUCUUGAUUUAUCAGAGCAGGACCCACUUCCAUCUCAUACGUCACCGAGAGAACGCUAUCACAUGUCCGACUCGGAACGGCACCAUCACAACAUACUCCAGUGGGUCAAUACUCCGAGCCACAAGAACGAUCCUGCAUUCAAAGACUUUAUCCCCAUGCUCAAGGAUCACCUGCUCUCACGACUCACGGACCGGGAGUACGAUGGCGACGAAGACAGCUUUGGCCUUGACGAACAUGACACAAUCAAGUUCGUGAACGACCGCAUCUACCUUCACAAGGCCCUUCGUAUCAACUACACGACAUACGACAUGCGACGCGCACAGGACACCAUUAAUCCCCGCACCCAGUCCGACGUCAUGAUGCUCGCACCUGCUGAAGACGAUGGUGAUGCUAAUGCGAAUGCACACCCAUACUGGUACGCACGUAUCAUUGGAAUAUUUCAUGUGAAUGUCAAGCACAGCGGCUUCCUAUCGAAAACAAAGUCCGCCCAGCGGAUGGACAUACUCUGGAUCCGGUGGUUUGGUCGUGAUAACAGUGCUCCUGGCGGGUUUGAGACCUCGCGUCUCCAUCGUGUUGGCUUUAUUGACUAUGAGGCGCCGAACGCGUUCGGGUUCCUUGACCCAAAGCAAGUACUCCGAGCCUGUCACAUCAUGCCAGCCUUUGCUCAUGGUCGGACUCGUGAGUACCUUCCACCGUCGAUCGCGCGACAACCCGAUGAAGGCGAUGAAGACUAUGUAUACCACUACAUUGGAAUGUUUGUUGACCGCGACAUGCUCAUGCGCUAUCUGGGCGGUGCAAUAGGCCACAAAGGCUUACCAUCGAACAGAAUCACUGCAAAAUCACUCCUUUCUGCAGUGACAAAAUAUCUCUCACGAAGCAAGCAGACACAGAGCCCCCGAUAUCCUCAAGAUACGUUGAACUCUGUCUUGCUAGACGAACUCUGGGCACAGCAUGCAGACGAGCCACAGCAGGAUGGCAAGGCAGCUACAGGCGAGGCGGCCACAGGCAAUGAAGACGUUCCAGUCCCCGGAAAUGAAGACGUACCAAAUGAAGACGAAGGCGAAGAUGUUCCGAGUGACGAGGACGAUUUCGGCUAUGAAUGGGAUUAUGCUGAGGACCUAGAAGACGCCGAGGAGGACGGAACACGCGAUGAGGGCGAGGGCAGAGAGGGCGAGGGCGAGGGCGAGGACGAGGGCGAGGGCGAGGACGAGGGCGGAGAUGACGAAGAACAGGAUUUUGUUGAUCCAGAUGUAGCGGAUGAUCCCUGGGAGGACGAGGACGAGUAUGCACCCCUGUAGAAGUAUUCUACCCGCCGACUCGCCUAGCUCUCCGCCCUUCAUUCCAGACGGGAAGAGCCUCACUGAACGCUUUUCGAGGACGGUACCCGGUCCCGGCGCUCAUUCACUCGGAAGUUCUCACGGAGGACCUGCAGCUCACACACCUUUCUUGCACAUAUCUGCUCAGUCCGAAGGUUUUCUUAUGACAAUAGAUGGUAUACAAUGGGUAUUGUGAAUUUUCCGGC